This is a messenger RNA of Exophiala dermatitidis NIH/UT8656, 1200 nucleotides long. RefSeq names its product diphosphomevalonate decarboxylase. Gene Ontology annotation, biological process: isopentenyl diphosphate biosynthetic process, mevalonate pathway; isoprenoid biosynthetic process. The record is from RefSeq and is a predicted model, not a curated record. NCBI's taxonomy places the organism in Eukaryota, Fungi, Ascomycota, Eurotiomycetes, Chaetothyriales, Herpotrichiellaceae. The transcript has 2 exons. Bases 1 to 1200 code for a protein of 399 amino acids. Gene Ontology annotation, molecular function: ATP binding; diphosphomevalonate decarboxylase activity. Gene Ontology annotation, cellular component: cytosol.
AUGUCUGGCUCUUCGUCACAAGUGUACCGUGCAAGCACGACCGCUCCAGUCAAUAUUGCAGUGAUCAAAUACUGGGGCAAAAGAGAUACCACUCUCAAUCUACCCACCAACUCGUCGUUAUCCGUCACCUUGUCUCAGAAAUCGCUACGAACACACACCACGGCAUCAUGCUCGGAAUCGUUCAGUGGCCCUGAUACCCUCAUUCUCAACGGCGAAAAAGAAGACAUCCAGUCGUCAAAACGGACACAAGCAUGUUUGAAGCAUCUCCGAUCACUGCGCGAGCAAUUGGAGGCCAAGGACGAGUCCCUACCAAAGCUGUCCAAGUUAACGCUGCGUAUUGUUUCGUCCAACAACUUCCCUACAGCUGCCGGUCUUGCUUCCUCAGCUGCAGGGUUCGCGGCGCUGGUCAGAGCGAUCGCCGACCUCUACGAGUUGCCACAGACGCCGCAAGAGCUUUCUUUGAUUGCGAGACAAGGAUCCGGGUCCGCAUGCAGGAGUCUGAUGGGCGGCUAUGUGGCCUGGCGAGCAGGAACAAAGGCCGAUGGGAGCGACAGCAUCGCCGAGGAAGUGGCACCUGUGUCGCAUUGGCCUGAGAUGAGAGCAUUAGUGUUGGUGGUCAGCGCGGAGAAAAAGGGGGUGCCAUCGACCGCCGGCAUGCAGACCACAGUCGAGACGUCGACUCUGGCACCCACCCGGUUCAACGAGGUCGUCCCGAAAAGAAUGGCCGAAAUUGAGAAGGCCAUCCACGACCGAGACUUCGAGACCUUCGCGCGCAUCACCAUGCAAGACUCGAACUCAUUCCAUGCCAUCUGUCUCGACUCAUGGCCACCGAUCCAUUACCUGAACGAUGUCUCUCGGGCAGCCAUGAGUGCCGUCGAAACUGCCAACCGCAAGGCAGGCAAGCUGAUUGCGGCGUAUACCUUUGACGCCGGUCCAAAUGCCGUCAUUUACUACUUGGAGGAGCAUACCCACCAAGUUGCAGGAGUGUUUAAGAGCAUUCUGCCUAGAAUCCCAGGUUGGGAAGGAGAAUUUGGAGAAGUCAUUCGUCCAAACGAGUAUGGUAGCCUGGACUCCAAGGCCCUGAUGACUUUGAAAGCCGGCAUCAGCCGUGUCAUCUGUACUGGGGUUGGAGGCGGGCCCGAGAAGAUUGAAAAGCACUUGGUGGAUGAGAAUGGCAAUGCGGUGCCAGUUGAAGCAUGA